CUUGGCAAACCAACUGGAAAAUAAUUUUAUCAUUAAUCCACAUGUAUGUACACACAUUAAUAUUAUUCAUAUACCUAAUUAAUAAUCCUCACAUGGUGUCUCUCUUUCUCUGCCCAUCUUUCACUAUAUAUAUACUUCUGCUUCAUGUUAUUAGCUUACUCAAUCUUUCUUCAUACUACAAUAUAUAGAAUAAGAACUCAAAAAAAGAAGAUAGAAUCAAUGGCAUUAAUGGUGAAGAAUAGUCCAUACGAGUACACAAAGAUGGAGAAAGAAGACCCUCAAGAGCUAAUUCACAGACGAGCUCAAUUUCUAAUUCAAAAGGUUUUAGAACGAGCCGAUAGCAAGACCAGACAGCAUCAACAGAGGAGGAGAUCAUCUGGACCGUUGAUUAUGAUCAGAGUGGUUGGGAUAAGAAUGAGAAUUGGUAAGAAGCUCAGGAAGCUGAGGAAGACCAACACUUGUAUAUGCAAUAAUCUUAUCACUCGUUUCCUCAAAUCUUUUAAACGUUUCUUGUGUUCUUCUUCUUCAUCUUCUUCUUCUCGAACUAUCUCUGAUCUUCCUCCUCUCUUCUCUCUUCAAGUUUGAUGAACUUGAUUUUGUUUUUGUCUUAUAUUUUAUAAUAUACUUAAAUUUUGUGAAACAAAUAUAAUUAUUUGUGUAUGUCGAAAGUUCGGUUAAAAUACCAAGUGUCGUUAGCUCAAUUGGUAUAAGACCCUAAGCGAAGCUUAGAGGUCGCCGGUUCGAUUGACGUUUGUGACAAAACUAAUAUUACAUGAUGUAGUUUCGGGCCUGAGGGAUUACGAGUUUCGGCCCAGAACUUCCUGGUAUUC
Molecule: messenger RNA, 830 nt
Organism: Arabidopsis thaliana (thale cress)
Lineage: Eukaryota; Viridiplantae; Streptophyta; Magnoliopsida; Brassicales; Brassicaceae
Exons: 1
Coding region: 145-585 (146 amino acids)
Source: RefSeq, marked reviewed